CUAGACGGCUACCGCAUGCAUUAUGGCUAUCGGUGAACGGGUACGGUUUCGUACCACCAAAUUCUGUUUUGAGCUAACUGGAUUACUUCCCCUGAAAAAUGGCGGAAUUUAGUAAUGUGCAAGAUGCAUACGAAAAUUUAAGGCAACACGAGUUGCAGACCAACAGCAGAUAUGCUUCUUCUAAGGUUACAAAGGAUUUCGGAAAGAUUGGUUUGGAGACAGCUAAGAAAGUGUUUUGGGAAGACCCUUCCGAGGUGUUGCAUGGGAGAAUUAAUUUCAGUGGUACACCAUUUGUAAUACUCGGAAGGAAAAUAUUUGACUGCCAGUUUGGUAAAAACAGGAAAGAAAAACGUAAAUUGCAAAAAGAUCUUGAAAGGAGAGAUGAAGACCACAGGUACACAAAAGGAAAGAAGUUUUUGAUGCAAGACUCUAAGAAAAUUGGUUGCCCUGCGAGAUGUGUAUUUAGGGAAAUAUGCAGGUUCCCCACAUUUACGGCCAUUUGUAUGAUAAAGGUGAAUUUAAGAAAAAGAUUCCAAAAGUUGAAAGAUUCCAGUUCAAUCUAUUCAGUGCAUUAUGUGAUACCGUCUGUUGCAAAUGAGGAUUUGAAAUCUUUUUUCGAAGAGGAAACAGGUCAAUCGGAGAACUAUAUUUAUAAAGUGAUGGUGAAGGAGGCAAUGAUAACAAUAAUGCAGGAGGCCAUAGGUGACGAAUAUGAAAAUGUGGACGUGGAGCUGCGGAAAACAGAGGGGAAAACUACAAAUAAAUCCAAUUCACUUCUGUUGAAUUAUAUCAUGAACGACAGAGAAAAGUACAUCCAAUUACACAAGAGGAAUUAAUGCAUGAUCUGCUCCAUUACAAGUUAUUUGUGACACUAUAUUGAUCUGAAUUCAUACGACUAGAGGUCGUUAAAGUCAAGUACCCAGGACUUUUAUUUUCCUGCUGUAACAAUUGCUCUACAUUGUCUAAUAUGUUGAAAGAUUUAUUUCACGUGACCAUGCAGUUGAAAGAUGUUACACCAUAUGUUCUUCAUGAUUGUGCGUGAUCAUGCAAGUGUGUUGAUUGGAAAUAAGUUAUUGCAGAAUUAUAUUCCCUCAUUUCAAGUGCACCAUUUAACUACUGCAUGGACUGUCGUGACAAUUUGCAUGGGUGUUCCUUGGAUUAAAUUCAUAUUCAAAUAAAUGUUUAGAAUUGGAUAUGAUUGUAACUUUUCUGCACGGCUGAUAUUAUUAUAAAGUUUUUUAUAUGUAUUGCAGUCAUUUCUGAUUAACUCUUAUUGUACCCCCCGACAGCAAAGUUGUAAGGGGGGGUAUACUGGUUUCAGGUUGUCUGUCUGUCUGUCUGUCCGUCUGUCCGUAGACGCAAUCUUGUGCGCACCAUCUCUCCUUAUCCCCUUGACAGAAUUUAAUGACACUUCACACAAGUGAUCAGUACCAACAGUAGUUGUGCAUGGGGCAUGUUAGGUUCUUUUAGAAAAAAAAUUUGCAGAGUUAUGGGACUUUGUUUUUUGUUACUAUACUAUAUACAUAGACACAAUCUUGUGCGCACCAUCUCUCCUCAUCCCCUUGACACAAUUUAAUGAAACUUCACACAAGUGAUCAGUACCAACAGUAGUUGUGCAUGGGGCAUGUUAGGUUCUUUUAGAAAAAAAAUUUGCAGAGUUAUGGGACUUUGUUUUUUUUGUUACUAUACUAUAUACAUAGACACAAUCUUGUGCGCACCAUCUCUCCUCAUCCCCUUGACACAGUUUAACGAAACUUCACACAAGUGAUCAGUACCAACGUAGUUGUGCAUGGGCAUGUUAGCUUCUUUUAGAAAAAAAUUUGCAGAGUUAUGGGACUUUUUUUUUUUUGUUACUAUACUAUAUAUAUAGACACAAUGUUGUGCGCACCAUCUCUCCUCAUCUCCUUGACACAAUUUAAUGAAACUUCACACAAGUGAUCAGUAACAACAGUAGUUGUGCACGGGGCAUGUUAGGUUCUUUCAGUGACAAAAAUUGCAGAGUUAUGGGACUUUGUAUCUUGUUAACAUACUAUGUACAUACAGUCUGCAUAUGCAAUCUUGUGCAUGCCUAAUCUACCAAACCCUUGCACACAAUUUAAUGAAACUUCACACAAGUGAUCAGUACCUGAACCCUAGUUGUGCAUGGUGCAUGUUACAUUCUUUUAGAUAAAUAUUCUGCAUAGUUAUGGGACUUUGUUUUUUGUUACUAUACUGUAUACAUACAGUCUAUAUAUAUAUACAGUCCACAUAAUUACCGGUAUGCAAUCUUGUGUGCGUCAAAUUGCAAUGUACUGUGUCAGUGCAUGCGGGGGGUACAUUCAUCACCUUUAGUGAUAGCUCUAGUUAUUUUGGGAAUUCCCAAUUAACAGCAUUUUUGUUGCCAAUAUAAUAUCUGAAAUUUUUAUAUGGUUUGUAUAGUAAGGCAGUCCAGUUUGCAUAUGGGUUAUUUGUAAACAUAUUUUUGCAAAUGCCUGCAGAUGUAAGAUUUGGAAGCUUACUUUAAA
Messenger RNA from Mercenaria mercenaria, 2504 nucleotides. RefSeq lists its product as uncharacterized. Bases 99 to 836 code for a protein of 245 amino acids. The record is from RefSeq and is a predicted model, not a curated record. Gene Ontology annotation, molecular function: DNA-binding transcription factor activity. The transcript has 8 exons. Lineage: Eukaryota; Metazoa; Mollusca; Bivalvia; Venerida; Veneridae.